GACAAUAAAACAGACUUUGACUUUGAACGGCUGGGGACGAGUCGUGACACGACACACGGCAGCAGACGACUCCGCAAGGACGAGCAGGUUUUCAUGGGUGUGUCAUGGGGAAGAGUUCGAUAAGCACCCCGCCCUCCUUUUUUUAAUAAGUUAGAAAGUUGAUUAAAAAGUACCUAGUUGAAAUGCAGUAUUUGUUUUCAUUGUCAUUCGAGCAUGGCAGUGCAUGUGGGUGGACUUGUGGCUGUGAUAGCCUUUUAUGCCGUUAUUCUGCUAACUGGCAUCUUGGCCUCACGCAAAUCCAAGAAAGUGGAGAAGAAAUGCACGGGCAAAAAGAGCGAAGUCGCCAUCGUUGGGGGUCGCAACAUCAACGUCGUGAUUGGAGUUUUUACAAUGACAGCGACAUGGGUCGGAGGAGGUUACAUUAUGGGAACCGCCGAGGCUGUUUACUCCCCGGCUCAAGGUCUCGUCUGGGCUUUUGGCCCUCUUGCAUAUGUUUUGAAUUUUCUUCUAGGAGGAUUGUUUUUUGCCAAACAAAUGAGGUCCAAACGCUACGUGACUAUGUUGGACCCAUUUCAGAACCGCUACGGCCAAUUGUUCACGACGGCAAUUUUGAUUCCUGCUUUGCUCAGUGAUAUUUUGUGGGUGGCCUGCAUCCUUGCCGCUCUGGGGGCAACCAUGAGCAUCAUCCUGGACCUCUCAUCGACAAUCUCCAUUCUCAUCUCUGCGGCCAUCUCCAUCUUUUAUACAUUUUUAGGAGGCCUCUACGCGGUUGCAUACACUGAUAUCGUCCAAUUGUCGUUCAUGUUUGUCAGCUUGUGGCUCUGUAUUCCGUUCAUGAUCCUCAGUCCUGUGGUGACUGACUUGGUACAAACGGCCCAACUCAACCAUUCAAGCGUCCACUCGUGGAUCGGGGAGGUGAAGUUUGAGGAUGCAGGGAAAUGGACAGAUGACUUUCUCAUUUUGACUUUGGGUGGACUGGCCUACCAGUCCUUGCACCAGAGGAUCCUGGCAGCGGCUUCCUCAUCCAAGGCUCAGGUUACUUGUUUUGCGGCCGCUGGCGCUGUUUUCUUGAUGGGAAUCCCGUCGGUGAUCAUCGGAGCUGUGGCAGCAUCCGCAGACUGGAACCAGACAGAAUACGGCCUACCGCCACCUUAUGAUCGCGGGCAGGCAGGGAAUGUCCUGCCAUUGGCUCUGUGCUACAUCACACCCAACUGGGUGUCCAUUUUGGGCAUUGGUGCCGUAGCAGCGGCGGUGAUGUCCUCCAUGGACUCAACAUUGCUGUCGUCGGCGUCCAUGUUCACCCAAAACAUAUACAAGACGUCUUUGAGAAAGCAGGCAUCGGAUAGGGAGCUAAAGUGGGUGAUCCAGAUAAGUGUGCUCCUGGUGGGCCUUGCUGGAACGGGUCUGGCCUUCAACAAGAGCAGCAUCCUUGCGCUCUGGGUGCUGGCUACCGACCUGCUCUACUGCAUCGUGACCCCUCAGUUGUUUUGUGUGGUGCACCUCCGAGUGGCCAAUUGCUACGGCGCCAUCAGCGGCUACGUGAUAGCUCUGCUGCUGCGCGGGCUGAGCGGCGAGCCCGCGCUCGGCAUCCCGCCUGUGCUGCUCUUCCCGGGUUGGAGGGAACGGGAUGGCGUCAUCACGCAGUACUUUCCCUUCCGGACUCUGAUCGCGUUCACUUCCCUGGCGGCUGUCGUUCUCAUAUCCUGGCUGGUCGAGCUGGUCUUCGCUCGCCAGCUCAUUCCUCAGUCCUGGGAUGUGUUGGAUGCGUUCAACAAGCAAAGGGUCGUAAAAGAAGAGUAUGAAAGACCACUACAAACGUUGAAUGACGAAAAGAAUUAUGUUUUUAACACGGCGUUAUAGGCACACACUAUAUGCCAAAGCUUAAUUUAUGCAUACUAGUGCACACGUUCGUACAUAUUUUCUACGCUUUAGUUUCUUCUACAAACUAUCGAAUAUUGUCGUCUACGCGAGCCCACAGUUUUGAUCUGCGUAUGCGUGCUGAACCAAAAGAGGCACAUUUUCAAGUUAAUGUUUCAAUGUUAGCAUUCCGAUGUGAAUGCCGGAAGCCGUAUUUUAUCCAAAAGCUUUUUUCCUUGACACCCAUUCCUACAAACUAUCCAGGUGAGGGCAUUGUAUUUCUAAUCCUUGACCUAGUUAAAUGCUAUUGGACCUUUUUGCACUCAGAACUGCCAUUGUUCUCCCCAGACGGUUAUUUCCUACUGGCCUUUUGUACGUUUUCAGUGUUUAAAUGCUAGCCUAUUCAUUAAUAAUUGUACCGUCGCAGAAUAAAAUAGUCACACAUUGUUGGAUGCAUUGCUCUUGCGUUCUGUUGUUGAGAUAUUAUUGAAACGGUAAUGACAAGGUUGGCGCAGCAGAGGGCGAUACAAGAACAUUGCAAAUAUUUGAAUAGUUAAGGUCACUUCCUUUGUUAUUGUUGUUCUGUAUGCUGAAGACAUUUGGGUUCGUCUUCAGAUGUUCUGUUUGUAAAUGCUUUGGGUGGUUGCCUUGUGUAUGAAAUGUGUUAUCAAGAAAUGCCAUGCCUUUUGGAAAUUUUACUUGAUAAAAUACAUCAUAAUUA
Molecule: messenger RNA, 2578 nt
Organism: Syngnathus typhle (broad-nosed pipefish)
Lineage: Eukaryota; Metazoa; Chordata; Actinopteri; Syngnathiformes; Syngnathidae
Product: high affinity choline transporter 1-like
Exons: 8
Coding region: 214-1860 (548 amino acids)
Biological process (GO): acetylcholine biosynthetic process; transmembrane transport; choline transport
Cellular component (GO): plasma membrane
Molecular function (GO): choline:sodium symporter activity
Source: RefSeq, a predicted model, not a curated record